UGCACUGUCAACAUUUUUUAUUUAUAUAAAGUGUGGGUGAAUUUAAACUGUAUGGCUAUGCUGUGGUUCCUGUAGUAGGCGUUGCGUGCGGUGGGGGGUGGCUCCAUGUCCAUUUUGCUUUUUGGCCCCCAAAUUCCUUGAAACGGCCCUGGAAAACAUGAUGAAAAGUGUCUCGGACCCGAGCGGUCUGCACCGGAUUGAGCAACUGGACAAUGCUGCGAACCUAAAUGACUUAAUGGGACCUCCUCCGAUAAAUUCAAGGACGAUGAAAACUAGCUGCGCAUCUAGCUUCAAUGGACACCCAACAGGUCCCUGGGGGAAAUGAUUUAAUAGUUUAUAUCUAGGCUACAUUUUUUUUUUCUGAUUACUGAUUGUACUGAUUGAACUUUGAAGUGAAAGUUGCAAAGUGUGGGGUCUGAAAUGUAGGCUACUCAAAACAUAAACGUAGGAGAAGUAUAGGGCCUAUCAUAGUCUUUUUAAAUGACUUUUCUUUUACCUGCUGUUUCUGGACAAUGCUAAGUUAACCCAAUAGGGCACAACUAUAGUCUAUAGCUAGUCCUAUUGGCCCAGAUCUUGAUCGUAUGCCGACAACUAAGAUCUUAGGCUAUAUAAGGGUCCCGACCCAACCAAAGAUACAUGUUGGAGUCACAAAAGCAUUUCAGUAACACUAACAUUAACUGUGAGUUACACAUGUAGGCCUAUAAACCUGUGUAUAAUUUGUGCUCAGGGAUGAAGCAGACUUUAGAGCAGAGGGAUGCUCUCCAUGCUGCAGAAUAGGAGGAAAUAUGGAACUCCUCAGACAUAAACCCUGAGCAGAAAAGCGACAUUGUGAAGCUGCUGCAGAGCAAGAACCGUCUGAUGGGGACGAUUGCGAACUUGCAGAAGGCACUCAAUGCUUGUGAGGAUUCAAAUGCUGAACUGGAAGUUCAGAACACUGUCCUGAAGAACCAGAUGAGAAGCAUGAACAUGUCCAUCAAGGCCAUGGAGCAGUACAGGACAGAGAUGGAUGAAAUUCGGGCGGCACUAGCUGAGAGCCAGAUGGCCAACAGCAGCCUCAAAGCACAAAAUAAUAAGCUGCAAAAAGAAAAUAAAGUCCUGAGCAACGUCAUUGGAGCCAGCAACAAUGAGAUGUCUGAUGUUUUGUUUGCAAGCGAUACAAACAAGAAGAAGAUAGUAGAUCUUACCCAACACAUCAAGGCUUUGGAGAAACAACUGGAGCAAACAACAGUGGAGCUUGAGGAACAAGGCCAAAUUAUUAUCAAUAAAAAAUGUAUGAUUGACCAGCAAAAAGCCUCACUGGAAGAGAUGAAUGCCAUUGAACUGAACCUGAAGGCAAGGAUCAAGGACCUGGAAAACCAGUUGGAAAUGGCCCUGAUAACUGGACGUGGAAGUUUCCUGAAGCAGGAUGGUACUGCCACUGAGAAUCAACUUUCUUUGGCUGAUGAGCUGGGACAACUAUCUGGUUUUCAGAAUUCUGCAAGUCCUCCUUUGUACCAGGUGGAAUUUGAUGAUGAUGUGGAGUUAGACGAAAGUGCGGAGUUUGAGGUAGAUGUAAUGGAGCGAUCACAUGUCAAAGCCUUAGCAGAUGAGCUGAAAGAGGCAUUGGAUGAGGACACACACAAGGAGAAGGAAGAAGCAGUCACCUGCAAGAGCAUGGAGAUGACCCUCCGUCAUGGGAUGGAAGAAUCCAGAAAACAUGAGGAGGUCGAUGAGGUCAUCAAUCAUGUUGAGGUGAAAGAGGAGGUUACAGAUGAGACAGUGGAGAUGGACAUCAGUUGUGAGGAGAUGGUCAAGCAUGAGAUGAGAGAGGCACAGGAGCCUGAGGUGAUGGAGCAACUCAUCAGGCAAGGGGACAUUCACGAGUCCAUCAAACUUGAGAUGGGGAAGGCAGAGUUUAAUAACUAUGUGGAUUCAGGUGCUGAGAGGCCUGUCCGGGCACAAAUCAGCCUCCUGGAGGAGGAAAACAAACCAGACGAGAAGAGCAGUGUUUGUCUGGAGCAGACCCAUAGAAGCUUCCAGAGAGCCGCGUUGGUCACUGGUGCUAUUGGGCUCGGCUUGCUCAUUUUCUUAAAAAUAAAGGCUUGAAUAAGCUGA
Alosa alosa (allis shad) is the source of this 2094-nucleotide messenger RNA. RefSeq names its product kinesin-like protein KIF15-A. Gene Ontology annotation, biological process: spindle assembly; chromosome localization to nuclear envelope involved in homologous chromosome segregation; homologous chromosome pairing at meiosis. The transcript has 11 exons. The record is from RefSeq and is a predicted model, not a curated record. NCBI's taxonomy places the organism in Eukaryota, Metazoa, Chordata, Actinopteri, Clupeiformes, Clupeidae. Gene Ontology annotation, cellular component: chromosome, telomeric region; meiotic spindle pole; nuclear outer membrane. Gene Ontology annotation, molecular function: dynein complex binding. Bases 859 to 2085 code for a protein of 408 amino acids.